Molecule: messenger RNA, 2315 nt
Organism: Carica papaya (papaya)
Lineage: Eukaryota; Viridiplantae; Streptophyta; Magnoliopsida; Brassicales; Caricaceae
Product: beta-1,4-xylosyltransferase IRX14-like
Biological process (GO): glucuronoxylan biosynthetic process; plant-type secondary cell wall biogenesis
Cellular component (GO): Golgi membrane
Molecular function (GO): xylosyltransferase activity; galactosylgalactosylxylosylprotein 3-beta-glucuronosyltransferase activity
Source: RefSeq, a predicted model, not a curated record
GCCACCUAGAUCAUGGGCCUGGUGUCUAUUUCUCCUUCCUUUUUUUUUUUUUUUUCCGUCGUCUCUCUUUUCACUGUGUUGUUGUGUUCUACCAGAAGCAGAUAGCGGCAACAAAGAGACAGUGACCAAAUCGAUUCAAUCGUAAACCCAAAGAAACCCUUUUGAUUAAUCAACUUCGUUCACCAACCUCAUGUUCCCACCGUAAUCAAAAUUUGGUAAAAGCUUCAAAAAGCAAAUUUCCAUCGAUAGUCUCAGUACUCUCCCGCAAUUCUCUCUCUGGGAACACUCACCUCGAGAGAGAAGAGAUUAGGUAGAAUAUGAAGCUUUCUGUGUUGCAGCAGAGUUACGGAAACCGGAGGAGCAACAGCUUCAGAUCGUCGGCGCCGUUGGAUGCGUCAUCAGACGCCGCGAUUAAAUCACCGGCCGCCGUAUUCUGGUUGGUCCUACACGGUCUCUGUUGCUUGAUCAGCUUGGUGCUUGGCUACCGUUUCUCGCGGUUAGUCUUCUUUUUCCUUUUUUCAACCUCCGCCACCAACCUUUACACGGCGCCCUUUCGCCCAUCUACUACCUCCGGCGACCUUCCGGUCCAAACCCUAGAUGUCCAUCCGACCGUCAGGACUCUUGAACCGCCGGUACUGAACAGGACGACAACGAGUUCACGAGUGGUGGUAGGCCGGCACGGGAUCCGGAUCCGUCCCUGGCCGCACCCGAACCCGGUCGAAGUCAUGAAAGCGCACCAGAUCAUUGAGAGAGUGCAGCGGGAGCAGAGGCUGCAGUUCGGUGUGAAGAACCCCAGGUCCAUUAUCGUGGUGACCCCGACUUAUGUGCGGACUUUCCAGGCGCUCCAUUUGACCGGCGUGAUGCACUCAUUGAUGUUGGUGCCUUAUGAUCUGACAUGGAUUGUCGUGGAGGCAGGUGGAAAGACCGAUGAAACCGCUUCAAUUAUUGCUAAAUCCGGGUUGAGGACGAUUCAUCUCGAGUUCAAAGAGCGGAUGCCUCUUUCUUGGGAGGAUCGCCACAAACUGGAGGGAAAAAUGCGGCUUCGCGCUUUGAGAGUUGUCAGGGAAGAGAAGCUUGAUGGGAUUGUGAUGUUUGCGGAUGAUAGCAAUAUGCAUAGCAUGGAGCUCUUUGAUGAGAUCCAGAAUGUAAAAUGGUUUGGUGCUUUGUCUGUAGGGAUACUUGCUCAUUCUGGUAAUGCAGACGAGCCAUCAUUGUUGAUAGAUAAGGAGGCGGAGGAGAACCUGCCAAUGCCUGUUCAAGGUCCAGCAUGUAACUCCUCUGAUAAGUUGGUUGGUUGGCAUACUUUUAAUUCAUUGCCCUACGGUGGGAAGAAUGCAGUUUACAUUGAUGACAGGGCAACUGUGUUGCCCAGGAAGCUGGAAUGGUCUGGGUUUGUGUUGAACUCCAGGUUGCUUUGGAAGGAAACUGAAGGAAAACCAGAGUGGGUUAAUGAUCUUGACACACUUGAUCCCACUGAGGAUAUAGAGAGUCCAUUAUCUCUGUUGAAAGACACUUCUAUGGUAGAGCCACUUGGAAGCUGUGGGCGCCAAGUCCUGCUUUGGUGGCUCCGUGUUGAAGCUCGGGCCGAUAGCAAGUUCCCUCCUGGAUGGAUAAUUGACCCACCUUUGGAGAUCACAGUCCCGGCAAAGCGCACCCCGUGGCCUGAUACGCCUCCUGAACUGCCAUCUAACAUAAAAGCAUCGAGUGGCAUCCAAGAACACACCCAAGAGCGUAAUGUUAAGCAUCCUACCAAGACUCGAACAUCCAGAUCAAAACGCCGGAGUAAGAGAAAGCACGAAGCAAGAACAGCAGACGCCCAGGUUUCUGUGAAGCGUUCCGAAGAAAACUGAGAUGUACAUGCGGCAGCAUCAUCCAAGAAAUACACAUCAGUGAAUCUGAAACCACCGAUAUUCAGCAACAAGAGGAUUCAAAUAGGAAAGGUGAAAUGCAGAGAUACCAGGUAGCUUUCGAACGGUGGGUACAUAUUUCGUAGGGCACCUCACAGAGUGGACAAAAAUUGAUACGCACCCUCAGUUCGAGUUCCUCUUAAUUUCACAUUUUCCAUUUUCUCCCCUCGCCAUAUUUUUUUUUUCUUUCUUUGUUGUGGUUAUUGAUAUUCUGUGGUUGUGGAGAAGGCAUGUCAAUUAGGUCUGGGCUGCAUCCUGUUGCACUCGUUGCUUUGCAGGGAGUUGUAUCUGACAUGCUUCAAAAUUUAUACAUGAAAUAUCUUCUAAUAGGGAAUUAUAUAGCUGUGUUGACUCAGGAUCAUUCGGCAGAAAUACAUAAGCAGGGCAAUAAAACUUUCAUUCCUUUUA